Argiope bruennichi is the source of this 1098-nucleotide messenger RNA. RefSeq lists its product as uncharacterized. Bases 91 to 897 code for a protein of 268 amino acids. The transcript is spliced from 2 exons. The record is from RefSeq and is a predicted model, not a curated record. NCBI's taxonomy places the organism in Eukaryota, Metazoa, Arthropoda, Arachnida, Araneae, Araneidae.
CAACCAUCGCCUGCCUUCGUUUUCUUGGGUGGUUUCAAAAGCACAACCAUCCCUCAAAUAUUCCAGCAAAUUCCUGUGAAGGAAAAUACAAUGGCAAAGAAGAGUGGAACGAGCUCGCGUUUGACAAUUAUGCUGUGUGAAAUUAUUUUGGUUUCGGUUUUCUUCCAGUUAGCUUUAAGUUUCGACCUUUCUGAUGAUGAAGGCCACCAAAAUUUCUUCCCUCUAUCCCACAGUGACAGACAAGGUUACUGGACCUUCGUCGAAGAAAAAAGUCCUAGUCCUCUCAACAGAUUAGGUUGCAGGGUUUUCAGGCAUAUUCCCUGCACCAGAACCGGCAGGAUGCUCGUAAAUCCUGAGUUGAAUGAUUACGAUGCAUCAUUGAUUCCUGAUUAUACGUGGAGCGCCAUUGAUUAUUCUGUUUCGGAUGACAUCCCCGAAGGAAAAGCCUUUCCUAACAAGAGGGGAAGCAUAGCAUUUCCACCAAGAAUUGGCCGCAAAAAGAGAUCCAUCUCUGAUGACGACUCUGGAAGUGACAACCGAGCCAAAAACUUACAAGGCCCCUUGUCCACGAUGAUCAACUCUGAUUGGUCUUUCAUUGAUGAUGUCGAGCCAGACUUUUACAUGCGUCAAGACCGUCGGGGCAACAGCAGAAGCAGGAAUGCCUUUGUACCUCGAGUUGGAAAGAAACGCUCUCAAGAAGAUCUUGAAGAUAUUGAAGACAAAAGAGCUUUAGCUUUGACACCAAGAAUUGGCAGGGCUUCUCUCAUCCCAAGAAUUGGAAGGAACGAUCCAAGAUUCGAGGUUAAAAGUCGAGGUGCUUUCAUCCCCAGAAUCGGAAGAAGAGCCUCUCUCACACCAAGAAUUGGAAGGUCAGGCAGUCAUCCAUCAAAUAACUAAAUGAACUCAUGAUCUUUGGUUAUUUAUUAUUUUGUGAACUUUCCGUACAAUUUCCAUUCGAGAAAACCUGAAUUAAUUACUUAAAAGUAUCUGAUAUUUUAUGCAAUACAAAAAAUGGUGUGCACAAAGUUACAGAAUAGAUAGCAUAAUUGAAGAAAAAAAACAUGUAAAGACAUUGUGUAAAAUAAAUUGUAAAAUAUA